Messenger RNA from Cervus elaphus (red deer), 5525 nucleotides. RefSeq names its product translation initiation factor IF-2-like. Lineage: Eukaryota; Metazoa; Chordata; Mammalia; Artiodactyla; Cervidae. The transcript is spliced from 2 exons. The record is from RefSeq and is a predicted model, not a curated record. Bases 201 to 986 code for a protein of 261 amino acids.
CCAGGGCUCCCAAAGCAGACUGAGAGCAGGAGCUCUCCCGGGCCUGACAGGUUCUGCCGUGCAGAAACCCAGCUUAGGAAGGGGGUGCAAAGAAGGGCGCGAGAGGGAAAGGUCAAAGCGAGCCCCGGACCCCAGGAAGUGACUGUGUUUGGGGGGGAAGGGAGGGCUUCCCUUCCAAGGAAAAAAGGGACAGAUGAGGAAUGCACUUCGCGUCCGCGCCACCGCGGCCAGGGAUCCACCGAGAAGUCCCAGCUUCGGCCCCGCGCUCCUGCUCCCUCCCACAGCGUCCCGCGGUGCCAGGGGGCCUCCCAGCGCCUGGCAUCCCCUCCGUCUCGGGUACUCACAGAGUCCGGGGCUGCCCGUCGUCUUCCAUCAUGCCCGCUCCGGACACUGCGCUCCAACCAGGAGGAGCAGGAGGAGGAGGAGGAUGGACAAAAUGGCCGCCGCCACCAGCCAGGCAGGAAACGGGGCAGAGCGCAGGCGCGGCCCGCCAGGUCACUGCUGAGGCCGGCGGCGACGGCCUGCAAGGGGGAUCGCUAAGAGGGGAGGAAGACGGGCCGCUAAGGGAACCCGGUGCGGUGUCACGGCGAACCACGUCGUCGCUGUGCGCCGGCCGGUCGGCGAAACCCAGCCAGCUCGAGUCAAAAAAAAAAAAAAAAAGAGAGAGAGAGAACCGCCGGGAAGCUGAUGUGUCUGGGAAUUGUGGUCCUAGAAAUGAGAGAGGGAGUCGCUUCUCCAGGGGACUUCUGGGAACUGUAGUCCAAAGGAGACGGCCGGCACCAGCGGGGCGCUGGGACGCGGAGAAGAGGCUUCUGGGUAGUGUAGUCGUCUGUGAGGCGUGCGGCGACCAGGAAGUCGGCGUGCUGGGAGGGGAGCGGGGGCAGAAUAAAAGCUACACUAAGAGGCGGGGAAACGAGGUGGGGGAAAGCCCCGUCUCGGAGGUAGACUACAAGUCCCAGAGUGCCUCGCGCUGGGGGCUGUCCUAGCACUGCUCCUGGCAUUUUAAGGCUCUUCUGUUGGCUCUGCGGGGGCUGCCGCUCCGCCUCCAUCCAGCUUGAGAGCGGUUUCUUCAAUUGCGGCUAAAGGCAGUGCUCUGUCUCCGCGUGGUGUCCGAGCCCUCAGGGGCUUUCUGGCCCCAAAGUAUUAACCAAAACGGCCUGCCUAUUGUAAUCAACCGCUACCCCGCGCGACGGGUGAAGGGGGUAGAGUGGACCUUGGACCCGCGCUGAGCUGCAAGCUGCGCUCGCCGGGGCCUCCCUCCGACUUUUCCAACUGCCAGCCGCGUCCUUUGGGCGCGUUUUCCCUCAAAUAGGUAUUCGAGCCUGGGUUGGUGGCAUGCAAAUUGCUUUGGGGGUCCUGCCCAGUCGUGUUCGACUCUUUGUGACCUCUGUAGCCCGCCAGGAUCCCCUGUGUAUGGGAUGUUCCAGACAAGAAUACUGGAAUGGGGUUGCCAUUUCCUUCUCCAGGGAUCGAACCUGAGUCUCCUGUAUUGGCAGGCGGAUUCUUUACCACUGAGCCACCAGAGAAGCCCCAGGGAAAAUUGCUUUACAAGUUUCGAAGAUCUCUCCAUCCGUUCACUCAUCGGAUAAGGCGAUAAGAAGAGCAGGGGGUUUCUAGAACCAUGUUGUUAAGGAUUGACACCAGGCUGAGGAGUUUGGGCUUUGUCUACUAGUCCAUAAAGAGCUUUUCAAGGGAUUUAUUCUCUUAACUGGACCUGGGUACAGUACUGUAUUUAUCAUAAGGCAGUUCAUCAUGGACCCAUGCCUGGCCCACUUUAUUUAUCUCCUAUUGUUGCUCUAACAGUCUUAAUGACUUAAAACGACAGGAAUGUAUUAUCUUAGAGUUCUGAACUGAGUUUCACUGAACUAUAACCAAGGUGUUGGCAGGACUCUUAAAAAAAAAAAAAUGAAUGGUUGCAAGAGAUGAGGAUGAAUAGGUGGAGCACAGGUCAUUUUUACCCAGUGGUGAAAUUAUUCUGUGUGGUAUUGUAAUGGUGGAUCCCAUAGAAUGUACAACACAGAGUGAAUGCUAAUGUACGCUAUGAACUGUUAGUGAGUAAUCAUAUGUCAACACUGGCCCAUUGUUUGCAACAAAUGUACCACAUAAAUGCAAGAUAGUAGCAAUAGGGGAAACUGUGUGGUAGAGAGAGGAUGUAUCGGAACUUUGUACUUUCUGCACCAUUUUUCUGUAACCUUAAAACUAUAAAGGUCAUUACAAAGUGGGAGGGGGGAAAUUGUGUCUUUUUAUCUUUUUGAACUUUUUUCAUACACUGUAACAUUCAUACACUGUAUGAAAUUCAUACAUUUCUUACACUGUAAGAUUCAGCCAUACUUUAUGUAUUUAGUUCAUUCAUUUUCACUCUUGUAUAAGAUUCCAGCUGGUGAACAUACCAGAUUUUGUCUGAUUUCUCUUGAAUGGACAUUUGAGUUUCUUCUAGGUUUUUGCUACUGUGAGCAAUGCUGCUAUGAACAUUAUUGUACUCUUCUGUUACAGAUUUACAAGAACUUUCUUUGGUUUGUUUGAGUCUAUUCGUAAAAGUAGGUUUGUUGAGUCACGGGGUAUGUGAGUAUUCAAUUUUAGAAGAUAAUGCCAAACGUUUUUUCCAAAGUGGAUACACAGAUUUGCACUCCCAUUAGCAUUAUGUAGGAGGUUUUAUGAGUGGAUCCAUAACUUCUUCAGCACUUGCUUUGUCAGACUUUUUACACUUAUCAAUCGAAAUGUUAGCUCAGUGUAGACUUAAUUUGCAUUUAAUAAUCAAUAAGAUUGAGUGUCUCUUCAUAUUUCAUAGCCAUAUGUAUUUCCUCUUCUGAAAAAUGCUUGUUUAUAUCUUUUGUCCAUUUCUCUGUUAGGUUAUAUAUGCUUUUUUUCAUUGAUUUUAAGGAAUUCUUGAUGCUGAUCCUUUCUCAGUAAUGUAUAUUGCAAAUAUCUCCUCCCAGUUUAUAAGCUGUCUCUUUAAAUGCCUUUAAUGAACAAAGUGCUUAAUUUUUAAAAUUAUUUAUUUAUUUUUGGCAGUACCUCGUGGCUUCUGAGAUCUUAGUUCCUGGACCAAGGAUUAAACCCACACCCUCAGCAGUGAAAGCACAGAUUCCUAACCUUUAGACCACCAGGGAAUUCCCAAAAGUGCUUAAUUUUAUGGAGUGUGUGUGUGUGUAUUGUUUAAGAAAUAUUUUCCUACCUCAACUUCUAAAUCACAGAUUCUAAAAGAUACUCAUCCAUGGAGUAUACUAAAAGUUUUUAAACUUAAUAUUUUAAAUUUAAGUCAUUAAUCUACCUGAAGUUAAAUUUUAUACAUAUAUAGGGUAGGGAUCAAUUUCAUAUUUUUCCACAUUUAUAUCAUUAUUUUAAAGUUCCAUUCAUUGAACAGUUCCACACAGUGUUUCCCAUUUAAUCUGACAUGCUCCUUGUGUCAUCGCGUAAUUUGGGUCCUUAGAAGAUCGAGAGAAGCAUUGAAGGAAAAUUUGUGAAGGGUGAAAGAGGACAGGAAUAGGCCAAAAUCCCACAAUACAUGUUGGACACUUGUGAAAAGGGAAGUGGGCAAGGAGGGUUGGCUAGGAAUUGCCUCCAACUUGGUGCAACUCGGAGAUAACGUUGACAAAGUCACUGGAGACCCUCAGAGAAAAGUUUGCCUCUUAGUGGAGACCCAUGUCAGACAGAGAUGGCUCCACUCCCGUACCCCAGCUGUCUCAGUCACUGGCUCAAAGCAGCCUUGAGAGAGAGCGUGGUCUCUGCACGAAUGCUGCAGUGGCUAUAAAGCUGCUGUCUGCUAAUCUGGGCGAGACCUAGAGGUUGUCCACUAACUGUGCUCCUAGCGCCAGGUGCUCUUGGAGGGAAUUUUGAGUAAGGUACCUUCAUGGUUAUCAGAGUCCUAUGCCAGAGUUUCUGACAUGCACAGGUUUGUUUCCGGGCUCUCUAGUCUAUGCCUGUUGUCAGUACAAAACUAUUAUCUUCAUAAGAAGUUCAAAUCAGCUAUUCUUGGUCCCUUUGUGCUCAGUCACUCGAUCGUGUCUGACUCUCGGCAGUCCCAUGAACUGUAACCUGCUAGGUCCUCUGUCCAUGGGAUUUUCCAGGCAAGAAUACUGGAUCGGGUAGAGUAGGUUGCUAUUUCUUACUCCAGGAGAUCUUCCUGACCCAGGGAUUGGGUCUCUUGUGUCUCUACCACUGUGCCACCAGGGUUCUCUUCCACAUAUGUUCCGAGAUUUUAAGUAGGGGAGUAAUAUCAGGCCUAUACUGGAGCAGGAAAAGUCAGGCAGGUGUCUAGAUUAUCACAGGGAUGAAAGAUUUCAGGCUGAGAGAGCUUCUGGGCUAAACUUCAGCAAGUAAGAGAAAAGGAGUUACAAAUUGAGUAGAUUUAGGCAGUAGCAAUGAAAAAGACGUUAUGGAUACAAGAUAACAGGGCGGCAGUAAGGUGGGAGAAGGGAAAAAAACCCAAGCUAACUCCCCAUGUUAAGGGCUUGCCUAUCUUCCCAGAUGGUGAAUUCUUUCACUGAGUCAGGAAACACAGGAAGAGCAGGUUUUAGGGAAAGUGUGUUUGGUUUUGCUCUCAAUGUUUGCACAUAUAUUUAUGUGCAAUAUAAUAUAUUUAAGCUGCCCAGCAUUCAAAUGGAUAUGGAAGCCUAGAGCUCAGGGACCCAGACUAGCUACCGGAGUAGAAAAUCUGUAGAUGUAACUGAGGUCUGAGGUGAGAGAAAGUGUCGCCUGGGGAGCGUAUGGAAGGUAGGAGGGCUGAGAACAUGAGAGGACACUAACAUAACGAAAAUCAAAGAAACAACCUUAAAAAAUUGAUAAGGAUCAGUCAAAAGGAAAGGCUCCUACCUGAAACCCAUUUGGAUGGAUACUAUGGAAAAUGCCAGAAAAAGUAAAUAAAAUAACAAGUGUUGGUGAGGAUGAGCAGAAAUUGGGACCCUGGGGCCCUGUCAAUGGGAAUGUAAAAUGGUGCAGCCACUGUGGAAAACAGUAUGGCAGCUCUUCAAAAUUAAAAACAGAAUUACCAUAUGAGUCAACAAUUCCACUUUUGAAUAUAUACCCCCAAGAAAUUAAAAGUAGGAUCUCAAAGAGAAACCAUACACCAUGUUCAUAGCAUUACAAUAGCCAAAAGGUGGAGGCAACACGUGCCCAUUGAUGGAUGGAUGCAUAAGCAAAAUGGGGCAUAUAUGUGUAAUGAAAUUAUUGUUCAGCUUUAAAAACGAAGGAGAUUCCAACACAUGCUACAACAUGGGUGAACCUUGAAGGCAUCCUGUUAAGUGGAAUAAGCCAGUCACAGAGGGCAAAUAUUGUAUGGUUCCACUUAUAGGAGGGGCCUAGAAUAGUCAAAUUCAGAGAGUAGAUAGAAGGGUGAGUGCUGGGAGUUUGGGGAGGAAGAGACAGUGUUUCAUCGGCACAGAGUCUCAGUUUGAGAUGAUGAAAAAGUUGCAGCGAUGGAUGGUCCUGAUGGUAGUAUAAAAUGAAUGUGCUUAAUGCCACUGAACUGUACACUUAAAAAUAGUAUCGAUGGUAAAUUUUGUUGUAUAUAUUUUACUGCAACCUUU